Messenger RNA from Branchiostoma belcheri (Belcher's lancelet), 2156 nucleotides. RefSeq names its product Fanconi anemia group C protein-like. The record is from RefSeq and is a predicted model, not a curated record. Gene Ontology annotation, biological process: interstrand cross-link repair; nucleotide-excision repair; cellular response to oxidative stress. The transcript has 15 exons. NCBI's taxonomy places the organism in Eukaryota, Metazoa, Chordata, Leptocardii, Amphioxiformes, Branchiostomatidae. Bases 169 to 2016 code for a protein of 615 amino acids. Gene Ontology annotation, cellular component: Fanconi anaemia nuclear complex.
CUUGCGAUCGGUCAAAGGUCACAAAUUUCGCGCGUAUUUUGUAAGCUGUAAAUGUCUCACAAAUUUGGUUUGUGAUAAUCAGUUUACUUUGCAUCGUUGUUGUGUAUCUAGAUAUUCCCUAUACCUAAGGACGAUUCCCACAUGUUGAAGGGUUAGGAAUUCAGAAGUAUGGACAGUGCAGAGUUAGAUCUCUGGCUGGACCGUGCCAAGUCCUGGGGAGAACCAGGGGGUGUGGUUUCCACGGAGGGACUGAGAACCACCUGCAGGUGUCUUGGAGAGUUGGAAACCUUCUUGAGAGGGCUUCAUGUUGCCAUGACAACAUGGGACAGGCCAGCAGCUAUUAUGAGACAUCUUCCCAACAUCGGACAGUUCCUAGGAAGACUCUGCCACAACCCUGCUGUUCUAGCAUGUGGUGAUACCUGCUCCAUUCUCCAGUCCUGUCUAACAGUGCUGUGUACAGACUCACCACAAGAGGAUAUAGAGAGAAGGGCAGCCAACUGGGCACAGAAAAUGUUGAGACAUGUGAUAACUGGACCAUCAGGUAAUGGUGUGAGUAAAACCAUGGGCUAUCUGCCUUCUGACCAGAAUAAACUGGCUCUGGAAAAGCUUUUACAUGCCUUGUCUGAAGACUUAGAUCAACUACAGCAGGACAGAGGAAUAAAAGCAAGACCAGCACAGCCCUGUACUUUACACCAGUUGUCAGAACUCUGUCUCCCGCUGGUCAGCAUGCCUACUGCUUCAUUGCUGGUGGAGAAGCUCCUCCUAGCAGGAUUGGAGGGAAAGACAAGAGGGGAGGAACUGUCAGUUUUGUUUCUGCAGUCUGUAGUCAGUGCACAGCAACAACUGUACUCAAACAAACUAGUCACAGAUGAUGUUUCCUUGUCACCCCAUGCUUUAUGUGCCCUCUGGACACUUAACUCCCCCAGUCUGGAGCAGGAUGUACUGGACAUGGUGGAAACUGUCACCCUACACAGGCCUUACAUCAGUACAGAGGACAUGAAGACACUUAUUCAUUCAAGAGGACUGCCUACAGCCUGUGUACUGCAGCCUACAGUGAACAAUGUUACCAGACAGAUUCUCAGACACGUAUUAGAACAUUCAGCUGGCUCCCCGUCUGUACUCAACCUGCUGAGAGUCUUUAACGAGUGUUUCAUCUUGGAACUUUGCAAGUUGCAAGGCCAGGCUCCCACAUCAGUUCUCCAUCUAACCUACAACAUGCAGCAGCUCCCCCUGGUGCACCUGCUGAUACUGCACCCUGCUGGUCUUAGCAAAGCAACUUGCCAAGAGCAUCUGAAGAACAUCUGCAGGACAAUACAGACUGUACAGUCACCUGGAUGUCAGCUGACCUGGACACAAGUAACUCAAGCAGGUGUCUGCCCAAAAGCACCUGGCAUCAGUUGCGGCCCUGAGAGUUGGUAUGUGCUGGUACAGUUUGGUUGGUGGUACAGCGAGGCGUGUAGACUGCUGCUCCUCAGUCCUGUACCUCCACACUCCUGUCUGCAGUACCUGGCCUGCUGUCACCUACCUCAGUCACCAGAACAGCAGCAGGCAUUCAUGACAUGCAUUCAGGAUGUUGCCUCCACUCUCCAUGGCCUCCUCCCGAAAAUCCACCCAAAGUCACAUGACUUGCUGUAUGCGGUAUCAGCCAAUCAGCAGUUGGAUUCCCCAGCAAGAAGGGCUGUGAUUGGUCAGCUGUUGAUGCUGUUUCUACUACACUCUGUAGGGGGUUAUGGGAUUGCUGAUGACAUUCUGGAUAUGGCCGUUGGUGACCAAGAUGCUGAGAGAAGACUGGCUGUUCUGUUGGAUACAAUUGAAGAGAAUCUUGUCGGAAAAAAGACAGGGGAAAAUCCCUCUUGGGUAUGCAAGAACAAAAUCACUGCAAUGCUACAAGUCAUCAAUGGUCUACAACUUUCCCUACAAGAGCUUCAUGCCUUAAAGGAGCCUAACAGACCAAAGGAGGAUGAUCUGAACUGUAGAUGUGAAAAAGUCAAGCAGCUGAUGCAAAAUUUUCCUUGACCAAGUUGCCUUUUCCUGUGAUCUACCUGUUGAUUUGUUCGCCUUGCCUUCAGCCAUUAUGUUAUUUAGAGUUAAUAACUGAUGGAUACAUGAACAAAACUAAACUUCUAUGCGAAUGAAACAAACAAAAGAGAAACUCU